Molecule: messenger RNA, 1977 nt
Organism: Peniophora sp. CBMAI 1063
Lineage: Eukaryota; Fungi; Basidiomycota; Agaricomycetes; Russulales; Peniophoraceae
Source: the annotation of a GenBank genome assembly
AUGGCGCCGUUCUGCAUACCGCUCCCCUCCUUCGGCCUUCCGUUCCGCGGUACACCCAAUGUCGAGAAGUCCACGCUGGAGAGGACGACCAGCGCGGACAGCGAUGACACGCUCGUCAGUACCGUGACAGAGAAGAGCUUGAAGGCGGGCGAACAGCAGCCGGUACUGGCGUCCGCGCAUGCGGCUGAACGAUUGGCAAAAGUCAGGGAGUUGAUGAAGGAGGCAAAGUUGGACUACUACGUCGUGUUGAGCGAAGACGCACACCAGAACGAAGAUGUCGCCGAGGCGGACAAGCGCCGUCAGUGGAUCAGCGGCUUCACAGGCUCUGCGGGCCAAGCCCUCAUCGGUCUCGAGACCGCCCACCUCGUCACCGACAGCCGGUACUGGACUCAAGCGACUCGUCAACUCGACACGGAGCUCUGGACGCUCGUAACGGCCGGCGCGCCGGGUAGCCCGACCAACUACGUCGGGUGGCUUUCUGCCAACAUACGUUCAUCUCGCGUUGGUAUAGACGCGCGCACAGUCUCGCUCGUGAACGCGAAGUCUAUUCAGACUGCGUUGAGUGCAAACGAUAGCACGCUCGUGUUUCCGGAGGAGAAUCUCGUCGACAUUGCAUGGGGAAGCGACCGACCGUCGCCGAGCAAGGCGCCCGUUGUGAUUCAUCCGCUCCAGUUCUCAGGUUGCGACGCGUCCGAGAAGCUUGCCGAUGUACGCAAGUGGGUUCAUACGCAAGGACACGCCGGACUAUUGGAGAGCGGAUUGAGUGCUAUCGCCUACGUACUCAACUUGCGCGGAGAUGACGUGCCGUACUACCCCGUCUUCUUCUCAUACCUAUUCAUCGGGCUCGAGCAAACGACGCUCUUCGUCAAGCCCGAACAGCUCACAAGUGAGGUCAAGGAGUACCUUGCUGGAUUGAACAUCGUCACGCGCGGAUACGACGAUGUGUGGAACUUCCUGCGCCAACAUGAAUGGGGUGACGACAAGAUCCUGAUCAACGCUGGGGCGACGUACGCCGUAGCACUCGCUCUGGGCGAAGGCCGCUAUACCGUCACGCAAUCCAUCAUUGAAUCGAUGAAAGGCGUCAAGAACGCAGUCGAGAUCGAGGGGUUCAGGAAGGCGUACACUCGGGACGGAGCGUCUUUUGUGCAGUUCUUCGCAUGGCUCGAGGAGGCUAUCGCGAAUGGCGAGAAGGUCACCGAAUGGAGCGCAGCACAGAAGUUGACCGAGUACCGCAAACUGCAAGAGAACUUCCGCGGGUUGGCAUAUGAGGAUAUAAGCUCGACCGGUCCUAACGCUGCACUACCGCACUACCAUCCGACUUCCUCAUCUUCCCUCCCCUUAUCCCUCUCAACACCCUACUUGAACGACUCCGGCGGUCAAUACCUCGACGGCACAUGCGACACGACGCGGACCGUGUUCCUCGGUUCCAAACCCACGUACGAGCAGUCCGAAGCCUAUACGCGUGUGUUGCAAGGGCAUAUAGCACUGGACUCGGUUAUCUUCCCCAGAGGAACUAGUGGACGGCAGUUGGACGUGCUUGCGAGGGUCAAGAUGUGGAAGGACGGGUUGAACUACGGACAUGGGACGGGCCAUGGCUUCGGGAGUUACCUAGCGGUACACGAGGGUCCGCACGGGUUCGGCAUCGAGGUGCCAAUUGUAGCCGGGAACGUCAUAACCAACGAGCCGGGGUUCUAUAAAGAAGGCUCCUUCGGCGUCCGCCUCGAAUCGGCUCUCGUCGUCGUGCCCGUCAAGACCAAACACGAGUUCAACGGCCCGAUCUGGCUCGGCUUCGAGCGGCUGACUUGUGUGCCGAUUCAGACGAAGAUGUGUUUGAGGGCUUUGAUGAGUCCGGAGGAGAAGGCAUGGUUGAAGGAGCAUAAUCGGACUUGUUUGGAGAGGCUAGAGCCGUUGCUCAAGCAUGAUAAGCGCGCGGUGAAGUGGUUGAAGAGGCAGGCACGGGAUGCGGCGCGUCUCUGA